AUGCCUUUCUUCCAAGUUUGUGAAAACUUGUCCAGUUUCGGAUUCCUCCUGACCAUUGUCUCCAACAUUUUGCUAAUCUAUUUCACGAUGUUGAAAGUCAAAUUCGUCACAAGGACUUAUAAGAAAAUGAUAAUUUUGUAUGCUCUUUUUGGAAUCAUCCUAGUCCUGAUUGAAAUCAUCGCCCGACCAUUUGCUCAUAGUUACAACCGAGCGCUUUUCACUUUCAGCUUGAAUAACUGGCUCGUAGGAUAUGAGUCGCUGCUUUGGUUUUUAUUAGCUCUCUUCGUUGGGUUUUACAAUGCUAUGCUGGCUUUUCUAGCUGUUCAGUUCGUGUUCCGAUAUCUAGCACUUCUUCAGUCAAAACAUGUUAAGAAAUUCGAAGGGAUUGGUGUACUGGGAUGGUUACUGUACCCAGUAAUAUCAGGUGCAAAUUUCAGUACUGUUUACGGCUUGCUGGCCACACCAGAUGAAUAUACGGAUGACUAUAUGAGAGAAGAGCUAUUCACAAUAUAUGGAUUGAAUAUCUCCAAAACUGCUCGCUUCAUCCUGUUACCAUACGGAAAAGAUAAUUCUUUGCGGUCUGGCAGCCUCCUAUGCAUACUUGUCGAUGGUGUUUUAUUAACUUCUCAGUAUGUAAUAAUCGUUUCCAGUGGAAUUCAAAUGUAUCUGGUUAUGUCCGAAAAAAAUAAAACUACUUUCCUACACCAAUCAAAUCUUACAAAAACAACUUUUCGUAGCGCUCAUCUUGCAAACUUUGGUACCUACAGUAUUAUUUGUGCUACCCGCAUUUCCAUUAUUGUUGCUGCCAAUGCUUAA
Molecule: messenger RNA, 816 nt
Organism: Caenorhabditis briggsae
Lineage: Eukaryota; Metazoa; Nematoda; Chromadorea; Rhabditida; Rhabditidae
Exons: 3
Coding region: 1-816 (271 amino acids)
Source: RefSeq, a predicted model, not a curated record